CUUUUCAGGAACCCCCUAAUUUGGAGCUAGAUUUCUUCCUUAAAUCUCAAUUAAAUAGGAUAUAUUUGGUAUCAUUUUCAAGGUAAUCAUCAGGGCAUCACGUUCGAGUGGUGAUAUAGGUGAUGGACAUUUUGUUGGAAUUUGGACAUGAGAUAUUAUAAGGGAACUCGCAGUACAUCAAAGCGUACUGCACAAGUUGACUCAGCUGAGCAACAAAAUCCUUCAAGUCCAGCUACAAAAGUGCCUGAAACUGAGGACUCACUCACUGAAGGAAAAACAACAAGUGGUGCUGAAACAAAAAAGAAUCUUGCACGAGGCAAGAAAAAAGUUGAUGGUGUCGAUAAUUCUCAACCCGACAGUUCCAGUAACAUAACAGUCCAAUCGCCAUCAUUUGAAGUGACAUCGGCUAUUGUAGUCAAUGUAUCAUCCCCCUUAACUGCAAAAGUAGACCUGAAUCAACUGGUUCAUAGCAUGGCAUCAAAAAAUCCAGUCUCCGGGGCCUCCCAGGUGAUGGCUUCAACCCGUAUGCAACAACAAUCGCCAAAUACAACUGCCCCUAAAGCAAUUGCCAAACCUCCAAAGAAGAGAAAGGGAGUUGACAUUUCCCAAGAUAACCCAGCUUCAUUCCCUGUUGCUAUGCCAACAGUCCCACCACCUGCUAAGAGGUUCCGUAUCGACCUCAGCCAAUGGAAGGGCCAUCGAGUUCUUGCAAAGAAACAAAACUUUUAUCAACCUGGUGUCAUCAAACAGAUUCAUGGAAACUGUGUCUCGGUUUUAUUUGAUGGUGCAACUGAGCCUGUCUACUUCAAUGAUGUCUUAGAUCUUGAAAGUAGAGAUAUCAUUGGUGAUAUGAGCCCUCCAGCAAACCAAGUCCAACCUGGGGCCAAAGUUUGUGUCAGAGUGAACCAAGAUGAAAAUGCUUUCUUUGUAGGAAAAGUAAUUGAGAAGAAAACAUCCCCAAUUCUCUACAGUGUGAUACUUGAUGACAAACCAGCAAUGAACUUGUGGUUGACCCGACCAAAUAUCCGUUUGCUUCAGACACCUUGGUUUGAAGAAUUAGAGGAGUUGACACCAGAAGUAACCCCACCCCCUACACAGAUGAUGUAUACCCCUCCUCCAGCAGCCACAAGCUCAGCAGAAGAUAAGAUACUUGUGUCACCUAACAAUCCUAAAAUGGAUGACAGUCGUGACUCUUCUGAUGAUGAGAUGAAAAUGGAAGAUGUAAGCUUUGGAUCGGAAGGUAUCUCUUCAAGGUCAGGCAGUACAACUCCUGCAUCAUCUGGCAAGGGACGUAGCUCUGUAGGUAGUAGUCAGGUAGCAAGAAAGCGUGAUGCAGGAAGUAGAAGUCGUAGUGCCCAGUCUUCAGGGAGCAGGGCUAGCACUCCACGAUCUCCUCUCACUGCCCAAAAGUACAAAAAAGGUGAUGUGGUAGAGACAAACAAUGGCAUAAGGAAGAAAUACAAUGGGAAGCAAUGGCGCCGAUUGUGUAGCAGGGAAGGAUGCAGUAAGGAGUCUCAGAGAAGAGGUUACUGUUCCCGUCAUUUGUCUAUGCGAGGUAAACUUCCUCGUUCAUCCCUCUCAUAUCCUGGUAAGGACCCUGAGGAUAAUUCAAGAGAUAGUGACCCAGAUAGGCAUUACCGGGAACGCUUGGACAUGGAUGAGGCAAUCGCUGCUAAUACACUUAUAUCCCUUGGGAACUCAAGUCGAUCAGGGACUCCAGUGUUCUCCCCUACGCCCCUCUCACCGGGUCACCACGCCCACUCCCCAUCACCAUUGAUGGUAUAUCAGCGUGGUGGAAGUGCAGUAGGGUUUACCCCCAUCUCCCCUCACCCACACAUUACCCCACAAGGUCACAUGGGUCUCCUUGGUUCCCCGAAUCAAAGAUGGAGCACCCCUAAAUCAGGACGAUCCUCCACAGAGCUGAUCUCCCCAGUAGGACCCAGGGGACAGCACAAUCUAGGUACGACACCAACAUUUCAGACACACCUCAACUUCAACACUCCAGGGCAGGCAUACAAGAACAAAGCUGCAAUGAAGGAGCCACUUAGAAGUGAGGGUGGAGAUUCGGGUAUUGAAAUACACACUCCAGGUACAACUCCUGUACAUGGCAUGCAACGAGGUCAGUUGAUAUCGCCUCAGAAGAUGGUGUCCCCGAACACCCACAAACUGCCACACCAAGGAGAAGGACACAUAAGAAGCAGAUCAAUCAGCGGUGACAAGAACCAACCUAAACUGAUACAGCGCCAUCUGCAGCAGCAGCAACAACAGCAGGUGUUGGUUGGACAAGUUCAUCAUGGACCCGAGACUGUUGCGUCUCUAAUGGCGAAACAGCAGCAGCAACAGCAACAAC
Messenger RNA from Owenia fusiformis, 2350 nucleotides. NCBI's taxonomy places the organism in Eukaryota, Metazoa, Annelida, Polychaeta, Sabellida, Oweniidae. The record is from the annotation of a GenBank genome assembly.